Messenger RNA from Melospiza melodia melodia, 2032 nucleotides. RefSeq names its product potassium voltage-gated channel subfamily V member 2-like. Bases 1 to 1518 code for a protein of 505 amino acids. Gene Ontology annotation, biological process: potassium ion transmembrane transport; protein homooligomerization. The transcript is spliced from 2 exons. NCBI's taxonomy places the organism in Eukaryota, Metazoa, Chordata, Aves, Passeriformes, Passerellidae. The record is from RefSeq and is a predicted model, not a curated record. Gene Ontology annotation, molecular function: delayed rectifier potassium channel activity. Gene Ontology annotation, cellular component: voltage-gated potassium channel complex; membrane.
AUGAGGCCGCAGCGCGCCCGGCGCGCGAGUCUCGCGGCCAGCCUCAAGAUCGGGGAUCACCGGGGCCGCUGCCGGAGCCCGGAGGAAGAGGAAUCCUACAUCCCGUUUGCACAGGAUAGCCUGGUAAGGCAAUGGAACUCCAUGCAGAACGUGGCAGAUGGUAGCCAGGAGAAGAGCCAGACUCCCAUCCAAAGGAACAAGUAUCUGCUCAACAUUAAUGUGGGUGGCAAAUUGUUCCAGAUAGCUUACAAGGUACUUGCCCAAUACCCCAUCACCCGGCUUGGGAAGCUGGCGCUCUACACAGACCCCGUGAAGAAGCUGCAGCUCUGUGAUGAUUACUUGGUGCAGAAGAACGAGUACUUCUUUGAUAGAGAUCCUUCAAUUUUCCACUACAUCUUCCACUUCUACCGCAGUGGGGUCCUGUGGGUGAUGGAUGAGAUGUGCCCCAGUAACUUUGUGGAGGAAAUCGAGUACUGGGGAAUCCAUUUGAAAUACUCCCAACGCUGCUGCCGGAUCCUGUUAGAGGAAAAGCGAGAUGAACUCAGUGAGUACCUGAAAAUAGAGAAGGAACUGGAGGCAGAACUGGAGCCCCUGGAGUCAGGGACGCAGUUUGAUGGCAAGUUUCUGGGUCGGUUUCGGAAGAUGGUCUGGAACCUCGUUGAGAACCCGUACUCUUCUGUCCCAGCCAAGAUCAUCGCUGUCAUGUCGAGCUUCUUUGUGCUUAUCUCCAUUGUGGGCAUGACACUGAGCACAGUGGAGGAGAUGAAAAACAAGACAGGGAAAAUGUGGAUGGAGCAGAUGGAGAUGAUCUGUGCCAUCUUCUUCACCUCUGAAUAUCUCAUGAGGCUCAUAUCCUCCUCCAGCUUCAAGAACUUUCUGCGGGCAGCAUUUAAUGCUAUAGACCUGGUGGCCAUCCUGCCCUUCUACAUCCAGAUCCUCUUUGAAAAUCUGGAUGAUGGAGAAAUGCAAUACCAUGAGGAGCUGCACAAGGUGGAGAAUGUGAGCAAGCUGGGCAAAGUCCUCAAGCUCAUCAAGCUCAUGAGGAUCUUCCGCAUCCUCAAGCUGGCACGGCACUCCACUGGCCUCCGGGCCUUCAGCUUCACCAUGCGCCAGUGCUACCAGCAGGUCUGCUGCCUCCUCCUCUUCAUUGCCAUGGGGGUCUUCACCUUCUCUGCUCUCAUCCACUCGGUGGAACAUGAUGUCCCUGGCACUGACUUCACCAGCAUCCCCUGCGCGUGGUGGUGGGCAGCGGUCAGCCUCUCCACUGUGGGCUAUGGAGACACUGUGCCUGACACAAUUCUCGGCAGGAUGGUGGCAUUCGUCUGCAUCUCCUUUGGCAUCAUCCUCAAUGGAAUGCCCAUCUCCAUCCUCUACAACAAAUUUUCUGACUACUAUGCCAAGCUGAAGGCCCAUGAGAUGAGCCAGUCACUUCAGCUUUCCAGGAGGAUCCAACUGAAGCAGCGAGUCCUGCGCAAGUUCUCAGAGUGCUGGAGAGCUGACCCCCGCUAUUACCGCUGAGCACAGGCUCCCCACCCCAGACAUGCCCUGUCCUGGCCAUCCUCCCUGCAGCUCCUGUCCCCCAGGGAGGCCCCGAGCUGUGGGCAGGGUCACAGCAGUGCUGGGGCUCUGCUGCUGCACAGGGGCUGCUCCCAGCUGGGACCUCUCUCACUGCUGCUGCUGGACAAUGCUGUCCUGCAGAGCCGUCAGCCAGGGCUGUUGGUCUGCCCUGGGCUGAGGCAAGGGCACCCUGACAUCAUGGGGAGUGAGGAUGGGACUGAAGUGUCACCUGUGUGAGGCAGGUAGCCCGGUGUGACUCAUGUGCAGGUGCUGCUCCAUUCCCUGCUGAGUGGGACACACACAGGCUCCCCCUGCCCAGGGCCCCUCCCAGCCAAGCAGCCCAGGCCUGGUCCAGUGUGGAGAUUUCAGUGAAGGCCCAGAGGAAAGGCUUGCAGCCAUACAUCCUUCCAGCCAAAUCUGCUCUUCUUCCCACUGCCCUGGAGUUUGGGUCCUGACUUGGGGUGCUGCUGUGAUG